GAGGUUACAUUACUGCAAGUCAACAAUCAACAAGAACCCUACAAAGUCCGACGACGAACGCGAGGAAUGCGCGACCGCCUCGGGGAAGCGAAAAAAGAAAAGAAGAAAAAAAAAUUGGAAGAAAGAGGCUUGACCGCACGAGACAAGGCCAGGGGUUCGGUUCGUUGUUGUCAUUUCAGCUCUUUGAGAGGUACAAUUCCAAUAUGUCACCGGCACACCGAGUCCGACCGAACGUGGAGAUCAUGCAUCCAAUUUGAACAACACGCCAAACAAAUGGUCAAUGUGCCGUUUGUCUCUCGUCGAUCAUGGAGUGAGACCCGUGAUGGCGCAACUCCCAUCCCCUUGCUGAACCUGAAAAAGAAACUGCAAGAAAUUCCCAAUCGCUUGGGUCCAAAACAUCGACUGGAGCGCGGUAACGUUGUGCGCCCACCACCUCCCGUCUCCGUGGGAUGGAUGGCGCGCAAAAAGGAUGUCUCAGGACAAUUGGACAAUAGUGAUUCUGGUGUCUUCAGCCUCCUUUCUUGGUCUCUGCCGUGUCACCGCGUUCCUAGAUCGAAUGCUUGGCCUAGACUCCUGGGCCCCCCAAUGAGACCAAACAUUCCUUAUUCGUUUUUGUCAUUUCUUUUUUUGAUCAAUAUGCUGUUUCUGUUUCUGCCUGUUAUCUUCACCGGUCGACCGGUGGUGAUCAACGUCUCUGUUUCUCAUUGCCAACCACCAGCUUUCAGCUUCAUCUGACCUUGCUUAUUAUUCCUCCACUCUCCGAAUAUCUUCGGUCAAGGUCCCAAGGGAUGGAGCUGAAAACCCAAGUCCGGGGAGUGGUAUUCCCGUGGCUAUUCUUAUCGAGACCCUUCCUCUGUAACCUGUCUCUCGCUUGCUU
Molecule: messenger RNA, 877 nt
Organism: Colletotrichum phormii
Lineage: Eukaryota; Fungi; Ascomycota; Sordariomycetes; Glomerellales; Glomerellaceae
Exons: 1
Coding region: 67-735 (222 amino acids)
Source: RefSeq, a predicted model, not a curated record